AUGCCUACCAAAGAUUUUGCUGAUUUAGUUAUGUUACCACGCGAAUGGCGUCGUGGUGAUGAUUGUAUUCAAUGGCCACGAAAUCAUGAUUAUUAUAAUAUUGAAUGGCUUGAAAAUCUUUGGAAAUAUAUUAAUGAAAAACUUCCUACUGAUUUAUCAAUGCUUGAAAAUACCAAUAUACUUUAUUUACAACCUUUAUCACGUCCAUUAGGUGCUUCAACAGCUAAUAAUAGUAUAUCUUUAUAUAAAUUAUCAAAAAAUAUCGGUCUGAUACAAUUACCAAUUGUGCCAAGUAAAGAUGAUUUAGCUAUACAAAAAGUUUUAUUGAAAUUAAAUUUUUAUUGUAUUGAACCAUUUCCUGAAAUCAUUCGUCGACAUAAAUCUAUUGAUGAAUAUGUACCACAAUUAUCAUGUUUAGGUUUAUUACAAAUAUUUAAAUGUCGUUUAAGACAUUUUACACAAUUAAAAAUUCAACAUGAAUUUAAUACAUUAUUAAAUGAACAUGAUAUGAAAUUAUUAAGACAAUAUUUAUCAAGAAUAAUGACACAACAAUUAGAUGAUGCAAAUAUUCAAUGUAUUAAACAAUUACCUAUAUUUGAUAAUGCAUAUUUAGGCGUUGAUUCAAAUCAACAACAAUAUAAAUAUAUAAGUUUAAAUAAUAUUUUAUAUAUUUAUGAAUCUGGAACGAAAUUACCUUGUGAUUUACAACCACCUAAACAAUGUAUACAUGUUACAGAUAGUGAUUCAAGAAUAUUAUUAGAUAAAUUAGGUUAUGUUAUUCAUGAUUUCACUCAUGUUGCAAGAUAUCUUAUAACAACAAUUGGACAACAACAACAAUUAAAUAUCCAACAGCAACAACAACAACAACCAAAUGCAUCUACAAUCAAUACAACAUUUAAGAAUGAUCAACAAAAAAUGGCAUUUUUAGGUAAAUGGCUUUUAUCGAAUUGUGCAAAUUUAAUUUUAACAGAUGUUGUUUGUCAAGAUACAUUAUCAACAAGUCGAUUAUUUUCGAAUCGUAAAGGUGAACUUUGUUCAUGUCAACAAAUGUUUGAUCCAGCAUCAUUUCAUAUAAAUAAUAAAGAAAAAUUUUUAAUUUUAUUUGAAUCAAAAUAUUUACCAUCAAUUGAUAUAUGUUCAACAAAUGAACAUCUUACAUUACUUAAACAUCUUAAAUUAAAACAAUUUUAUGAUAUUAAAUGUGAUGAAUUAAUUGAUAUAUGUGAAUUAACAAUAAAAGAAUCAGCAACAAAUGGUAAACGUUCAUUAAUGUUUUUACUAGCUGAUUUUAUAAUUGAUAUAUUAAAUCAAAAUGCAAAAUUAAUUGAUGAUUAUUCUCAAACAAAACGAAUAAGUCUUAAACAAUAUUUAAAUAUAACACAAUGGAUACCCGUUAUGCUUGAAAGACCAACUACAUACCCAUCAACAUUAACAUGGCAAGGUUCUAUUGAUUCACGUCGUCCUUUUGUCACACCACGUGAAGUGUGUGAUAAAUCCAAUGCAUUUCUUGUUGGUGCAACCGCACUUGUUUCAUCUCUAGAUUUACCUGAAUCAUUUCUUUCUUCUUCACGUUCUUUAACAAUUUCUUCAUCAUCCAAUCGUUUAUUACUUGAUAUGCGUGAAAUCAAACUUGAUUUAUUAAUCAAACAACUAAAAUGUAUUGUUCUCUGUUACUUAAAAUGUUCAUCACACGAACAAAAAAGUGAAACAUUUGAUUAUUUAAAUUUAUGUAAACGUAUCUAUGAUGCAUUAUCACAUAUAAAUAAUCCAAGUGAUAUAUUAAAAGAAAUGCGUAUAUGUGAUUUAAUUGAUUGGAUAUGGAAUGGUACAAAUGGUUUUUCAUCAUCAAAUCAAAUAUAUUUAAUUGAUAAAACACAUCCAUUAGCAUCCUAUGUACAAAUUCUUCCAUAUGAAUUAUAUAAUUAUCGAAAAUUUUUUGAAUCAAUGGGUGUUAAAUAUCAACCGGAUUCAGCUAAAAUCGAAGAUAUAAUACGUAAUCAACAAAUUUAUGAUGAAAAUUUAUUUAAAUGGAUUAAAGAUACAUAUACAACCGAUCGACGUUUAUUACAAAUUGUUAAUGAUAUGGAAGUUAAAACAACAAAACAAGUCCCACCAACAAAAAAUAUUUUAGACGAACAAACAAGAAUAACAUUUUCAAGUACAUUAGAUUUGUCUGAAGAAAAAAUCUAUCUUUAUCUUCCAGAUAUAUUUAAUAAACAAAAUAAUGUGAAAGAAACUGUUGUUCAAGCAUUAACAACAAUAUCAAAAGAAAAAAAAUGUCAGUUAUUAACUGAAGAAGAUUAUUUUAUACGUAAAAUGUCUGGUGUUGAAUAUCAAAAAAAUCUUUAUGAUCAUUAUCGGGCAUAUAAUGAUUUACUUUUACCUAAUUUAAAUGUUUUACCUAAAAAUGUGAAAGAUACAUUAGUAUUAUUUGCAUUAGAUCAUGCCGAUGCAUUAAUGUUGAAUAUAUUAAAACAACAUUGUUGUAUACCAUGUACACCAAAUGGAAGAAUAUUAAAUAAACCAUCAAAAUUAAUACAUCCAUAUUGUCGUUUAGCAUCUCUCUAUUCAGAUAUUGAUUCAUUAUUUCCAUAUGGUGGACAAGAUUCAUAUUUACGAGAAGAUCGAUUAAAUGUUUUAAAAUUACUUGGCAUGAAAUGUGAUGAUAAUCUUGUAACAUGGCCUGAACUUGUUGAACGUUGUGAAUCUAUUCAACGUAUGCGUGAUUAUGAUUUAGCACAUGAACGUUCAUUAGCACUUCUUCAAAUUCUUAAUGAUAUGUUAUCAAUAUCAUCUUCAAAUACAACACGAACAUUUGAUGAAAAUGAUGAUUCAACAGAUCGUCGUUCACGUCAAUCAACAUCAAUAUCACGUGAUAAACCACCAAAUACUCAAUCAUCAAUUACUAAUACACAUGAAGCACUUCAGGAUAAAGAAGCACGUACACGUGCAUCAGUACAAUUACGUGAAUUACCAUUCAUACCAAUAAAACCACGACCAAAUGAAUUAAAUGGUAUUAGUUUAACUUGGAUGGGUGAUAAAUAUAUCGGAAGAUUAUUUAAACCAAAAGAUAUUUUAUCUCAACAAUAUGAACAAUUAGUUUGUUGUUCAUGGCCAAUAGCACAACAAUCAAAAAAUGCUCAAGAACAACCAACUAUAACAAAACAAGUUGAACAUUUUCUUGGACUUGAUGAUACAACGAAAAUUGAAUUACGUGAUGUACUUAAACAACUUGAUGAACUUGCUAAAUUAACUGUUAUCAAUGGUCCAAGUUCAACUAUAUAUAAUCAUCAAAUAACAUCAAAAUAUAUUCUUGACAUGAGCUAUUCAAUAUAUGAUUAUAUUCAAUCAUUCUGUUUUCCUCAUAUAAAAACCAGUGAAAAUUUAUUUGAAUAUCGUUCAUCAUCGAUGACAUCGGCUCAAUUAGAACAAUGUAUACGUGAUAUACGUGAAUUUUUCUCACAACGUCGUCUUAUUUAUAUGAAUGAUUCAUCAUCAACCGAUACCUAUUUAUUUCUAUCAUUAUCACAAUUAUUAUGGCAAGCACCCACACGUACAUCAAUAUCAAAUAAUUUAAAACCAUAUUAUUAUCCAAUAUCAUUAUCAUUACAUAAACAAUAUAAGAAUUUUUUUCUUGAUUUAUUACAAGUUAAAAUGCAAAUUGAUGGUAAAGAUCUUUUAAAUAUAAUUGAACAAAUUAAAAAAAAAUAUGGUACAAAACCAAUAGAUAAAGAUGAUUUAACAUUAUUACAAAAUAUUUAUACAUUAUUAAUUGAACAAUAUUCAAAUAUUUUUAAUACAAAUACAAUAUUACAUUUACCCAAUGUUGAUUGUGUUCUUCAUCCUGGUUCAACAUUAUUUUUUUAUCCAUUUGAAAGAGAACAAAUGUUGUCAAAUCCAUCAUCAUCAUCAUCACAAGAUGAACAUUAUGUACAUCCAUCUGUUGAUCGACGUGUUUGUCUUAAAGCUGGUGUUAAAGUACGUAAAUUACCCACUGUAACAGCAACAGCAACAGUAUCAUCAACUCCACCCAUACCAUUAAUUGAAUCACCAACUGUUUCAACAAAUCUUCCAAGCAAUUCAACAUCACGUUUAUUUCCAAAAAUAUUUGGUAAUAAAAAAUUAGAAUCAAUCUUAGCACGUCUUGAUGAUCCACAUAUAAAUCCACAAUUAGUUGAAAAUAUGGAUGAAUUAAAUCCAAAUAUUGUCUUAGAAUUUUUACUUGAAUCAAAUAAACAUACUCAAAUAACAAACAAUCUAUCCGAUGAUGAUAUUGUAAUUAUAUUAAAAUAUUUUAAUGAUUUUCUUAUACAUGGUUAUCAAGGUAAUUUUCAAAAAUUGCGUGAAUUAAAAAUUUAUAAACCACUCUGGGGAAUUUUAUCUAAUGAUGAUAAACAACAACAACAAAUACCUAUACAACAAUGUUGUUCAUUAGAAAAUUUUUCACAUGUUUAUAUCUUAAAUGAAGAAUGGUCAAAUAUUAUACGUCGUUCAUUUAAACGAAAUUUUUUUAGUGAACAAUUUCAUGAGAAGAAAACCGUAUUUUUAAUGCAAAAAAAAAUUGAACCAUUAAAUAAAAUCUUUUGUCAUAUACGUUUUAAUAUUUUAAGUGAUUUGGAAAUCUUUUUACAAUUAUGUUUACCAUAUUUUCGAAAAUUAGAUGUUAAAUCACAAGCAAAUCUAUUAAAAUAUUUUAUUGAAGAAAUCGAAGAAAAAUUAUUUCCACAUGAUAAAGAACAAUGUAAAAAACAAUUACAUGAUCUUUUAGAAAUAUUUACACAAACAUCAAAUAAUCAAAAUGAUUGUUUACAAAAAACACCAGCAGGAAUUGCGAGAUCAUCGCGUGAUCCACCUGAAAUUUGUCCAAUACAUGAAUUAUAUGAUCCAAAUAUAAAAAAUAUUCGAUCGAUUCUAGGUGUUCAUCAUUUCCCUGAUGAACAAUUUCAUACACCAACAUUAUUAAAAUUUCUUAAAGAAUGUGGCCUUCGAUCGUAUAUAUCAACAGAUAAAUGUAAACAAAUUAUGGAAUCAAUACAACUUAAUGUUAAACAAGAAGGUUGGACAAAUGAACAACGUAAACGUUCAAAAUAUUUAUAUGAACAUUUAUUAACAAAUUGGACACGUUAUGAUAAUUCAAUAUUAGAUUAUAAAUUUCUUGAACCCUAUCAAAUGCGUUCAGAUAAUGAUGAUUUAUUACAAUUACAUGAACAAUAUACCAAUAGUUCAGAUACAAAUUCAACAGAUUAUUUUCGUUUUACAUGUAUUAAAUUAAGUGAUGGAGAAUUAAUGAAAGAUGCAAAAUUAUGUUGGACAUCAUCCUAUUUAUUACCGGAAUUUAUACGUCUUGAACAUUAUAAUGAUAUCAAUGAUCAAAAAGAAUCUAUUGAACAAAAUGCUUUAGAAUUUUUUAAAUUAAAUAAAAAACCAUCAUAUGCAUUAGUACAAAAAAAUCUAUCGAAUUUAGCAAAAAAAUUUUCAUUAAAAAAUCAACAACAACUAUUCAAUGAUUUUAAAUCUCCUUCGGUAACAAUAAGUCAACAUAUUGUUGAUGAUAUAUUAAUACCAGUAUUAAAAUCGAUUUAUAAUUAUUUUCAAUAUGAAAUUAAAAUCGAACGUCGUGUUGAAAUCUAUAAAGAAUUAGAAGAUCGUGAAUGUAUUUAUUCUCGUACACGUCGACAAUUUUUACCAGCAAAAUAUUUCUGUUUAAAUUUACCAAUCACGGAUGAAAUACCACCAUUUAUAUUCUCAUUAGAUACUGAAUUUCAUGAAUAUAAAGAAUUUUUUCUACAAAUUGGUACACAACCUGAACCACAUCCAAUGUUAUAUGGUGAUAUAUUACGGAAAUUAUCAAAAGUUUGUGAACAAGAUUAUUUAAAUUCAAAUGAAUUAUGUAAAUCAUUGAAAGCUAUGGAAUGUUUCUUUAAAUAUUUAGCAACAAGUACAACAAUUACUCCACAAACUAAAUUACCUGGUCUCUAUCUUGUAUCGAAUGAUUUUAAAUUAAUAAAAUCUAAUGAUAUUGUCAUUAUGGAUGAUAAAACCAAACUUGAUUAUAUGACAAAAUUAAAUCAAGAUAAAUUUAUGUUUAAUCCUAAUGAACGUGUACUUAAACUUGAUCCUAAUCCUCCAUCUUCAAAUUCGAAACCAAAUAAUACGGCAACAAAUUUAAAAGAUAUUAUUGAUAAAAUAUUUGUUAGUCAACGUCCAGUAUUAUUUAGUCAGAAAUAUGAAGAAUCAUUUUCAAUAACAAUUCCAGAAGAUGAAGAAUCACAUCGUCAACGAUUUUUAUUUAAUCUUGAAAGAAAAUAUAAUCAAUUAUUAUCAUCACGUCAUUUACAUCGUUGUAUGGCACGUGUUAUUGCUAAUCAUGUUGCACGACAACAAAAUCCAAAGAUAAUAUCUCUUGAUGAUGUUGAAAAUUUAAUUCGUCAACGUUUAACAUUUGUUAAAGUCACAUGUGUUGAAUAUCUUGAAACAAAUUUAAUUUAUAAAAAAACUCAACAAAAAAUUGAUACAUCAGUUGAUGAAAAAGCUGUUUAUCUUGUUGUUGAAGGAGAAGAAAAUGUUAUUUUAUAUAUUAGCAUGAAACAUACAGAACAACCAUAUUUUACAUUAUGUUUAGCACGUGCAUUAAGUCCAUGUUUAGGUUUAUCAGAAUUACAAUUAGAUAAUUCUGUUAUGGCUGCUCUUUUAGCAACAACUAUUGGACAAAUGGCUAAAUUAUUAAAUUUAGUUAAUGUUGCAACAGAAGAAAAUAUUUUAUCUAUACUUAAAUUACAAUAUAUACCAUCACCAGGUAAUGUUUAUGGUGAUGAUAUUGAACAAUUACAACAAUUUAAUAUUGAACAACAUCAAAUUUUACCAGGAGAUUUAUGUGUUUAUCGUGUGAAUGAUUUAUAUAUAUAUUGUGAAGUUGAAAAAAUUAUUAAAGAAUCAUUAAAUGACAAUGAUAAUAAUAAUACGAAAGAUGAAUGGUCAUAUAAAAAAUCUGAUUCAUCAUUAUCAUAUGUAUUUAUAUGUAAAAUAAAUGAUGCUAAUGAAACACAAAAAAUCGAUGCACCAAAUUUUUAUGUACUUGAACAUUGGUCAAGAAUAUUCGAUGCUGUACAUACGAAACCAGUUGACGAAAGAGAAUCAUUUAAAUCAUCAUCAACAACUACUCAGGGCAAAAAUGGUGAUAAAGAUAAAUUCAACGAUGAAAAAACUUCUUCCUCUUCGAAACGUUCAGGAAAAUCGAAUAAUACUGGUGAUACUACAAAUGAUACGAAUAAAUCUACGAAUGGUUCAGAUAAUUUUAAACCUUACGGUCAAACAUCAGCUGAUAGUGAUUCAUCGGGUACUGCAACAUCCGAAUCUCAAUCCGAAUCCGAAUCAACUCAAGCCAACGAACAAGAUAUGAUUGAUAAAACUGAACUUGAAUUAACUAAAACAGAAAUCUAUAAUGCUGUUCGACAAGCAUAUCAAUUAACUGGACAAGAUCGUAAAAAAACAGUUAAAAAAUUAUUAUUAAAAUGGCAUCCAGAUAAAAAUCCCGGUCGUGAACGUUUUGCUGCUGAAGUAUUUAAACAUUUACGUAAACAAAUUGAUCAUUUCGAAAAUGAUCCAUUAACAUCAUUUUUUAAUACAUUCAAUAAUUUUCAUCAUACACCAUUUUCAACAUCGGAUCCAAGAUUUAGUUGGAAUAAAUAUUCCAAUACAACAAAAAGUGAUCCGCAUCAAAGUUCAUCAUCAACAGCAACAGGUGAUGAACGUUUUGGUAGUUUUGAUAAUUUAAAUAAAGAUACAAAUGAUGAUACAAAACGUAGUUAUCAAGAUAUACCUAAAGAUCCUACCGAUACGACGAAUGAAACAAAUGGAAAUACAAAUAAAAGUCGUUUUAGUCCACAUCGUUCAUCAUCAUUUCGUACAGCUCGUGAAGAAUGGCAAUAUCGUCGUCAACAUGGUUUUCAACGACGUCAUGGAUUUUUUAGUCCAACAGAAGAAAAUACAACCAAUGGUACAAGUACGACAACGAAUGGAACAAAUACUCAAACAUCAUCAUCAACUGGAGGAAUUUCUGAUCCUAUUUUUGAAGAAAGUCCAAAUGCACGUCGUAAACGUAAUUAUCAACAAUCAGAAGCUGAUCGAUGGCUUAAACAAGCUCAACAUGAUUUAGAAAGUUCAUAUAGUGAUAUGCAUUCAUCUACUGGUCAAGUUGCAUAUGACUGGGCUUGCUAUAAAUGUUAUCGAGCGGCUGAAAAAGCCUUAAAAGCUUAUCAUUAUUAUAAAGAUACAGGCAAAAAUAUGACAGCUGAUAUUCCUGGUCUAUUAAUUGGUGUUGAUAAUGAUGUACGUGAAAUAGGUUAUAAAUUAUACAAAUGGAUCGGUGAUCCAAAUCGAAUGCAAUAUCCAAAUGCAGCACGAUUUGCUAAAAUUCCAGCUGAAGUAUUCACUGUUUCACAAGCUGAACAAGCUAUUGAAUAUACAAAAGAAUUAUUGAAGAAAAUCGAAGAUAUUAUGUAUCCGUGA
Messenger RNA from Adineta steineri, 8508 nucleotides. NCBI's taxonomy places the organism in Eukaryota, Metazoa, Rotifera, Eurotatoria, Adinetida, Adinetidae. The record is from the annotation of a GenBank genome assembly.